AUGGCAGAGGGUGAGAAUAUGAAUGUUGUUCCUGAGCCUCCGGAGAUGCCGAAUUCUCUUGUUUCUCCUCAGCAGAAUCAGAAUCAUAGUUACAUUGUGAAAUUACGGAGAGCUACGCUAGCAAGGAUCUUUGCAAUCGUAACGCGGAAGUUGAGUGCAAGGAAGGACAGUCCUAGUGCCUCGCAACAAAAGUAUAUAGCUAUUACAAAAUUUGUAGAGCAUGCUCUCUUAAAGAUGACCACUUCCUUGAGGGAUUACUCGGAUCCACGAUAUCUUGAACUCCGCGUAGAGCAAAUAUUGAGAGACCAUAGAGGACGAGCACUCUCUUCUCAUGCUUCUCGUGGCAUCUCUUCAUCAUCACCACAUCAAACUAUCCAUGCCACCUUCCCUACUUCCAACACCACCACCCCUUUUAAUAAUCUCAACUUUACACCUCCAACUUUCCAAUCUGGAGGAGGAUUUCCAAUCAGCAAUAUAACACCUGGCUCUGACCUGCAGAGACAUCAUACUGCUAAUUAUCAUCAGAUGGUUGAACCACUUUCAAGGCCAAAUAAUACACACCAAUUUACUACUAGUAUUACUUCUGGGAUCUGCACUACCAAGAACACCGUACCGCUUCCUCCUAGGCCUCUUAUGCAACCUGUUGAUCAGUUUCAGGCUGCGUCACAAAUGCACAGAUACUUUAUGACUGAUCCUCUUUGUUCAACCAAUCUCUACGGAGUUGCUCAGGAUACAAUCCCAUUGCACCCCAAUCCUAUGCCGAGAGUGGACGCUAAUCCCAUUGCAACUAAUCAUUCAAAUCCAUUGCUGCUACGGAAUACGAGUUUCCAAUCUGCUUACACUAAUUACCAUCAAAACAUGGUGAGUCAUGGGUUUCACCAGCAGCACCAAGGAGUAGAGCAUUCUCAUCCUGGUCAAUUUCCCAAGCAAGAUCCUUUACUACCAUACAAGGAUGCUUACCAGACUCAACCUGCUACUCCUGGACCAAGCCUGGAUAUCUACAAAGAAGCUCUUCAGCAACACGCCAAUAACCCUUUCAAACCUUCCAAGUUGCCAUACCAACACAACGCUCUUGCUCAACACCAAUAUUUUGGUACUCAUCUUUCCCAUGCUACUCCCCUCGGGUCUUCUCCAUCUUUCCCACCACCUCCUCGUAACCAGUCGGCUUCAGUCCUACUUCAAAGGCCACAGUCAUCUCUACAGAACUCUGCUCAACUAUCAGAAACAAACAGUAACGGAGACAGAGAACAUGUUGUGGUCAACUUGUGUCAGACAACUCCUACGCAGCCUCAAGUUUUUCAUCACUGCUCGUCUGCCAUAGCGCCUGUAAUUAGCGCGCAAGCUGUUUCUGCUCUAGAUGGUAAACAGGUCAACGGAGAAGAUGGUGAUCGGGAGAUUCGGGAUCAGAGGCGGUGGAUUCUGUUUAUGAUCCAUGCACGUACAUGCAGCGCAACGGAAGACAAGUGUGCGAGCAAGCACUGCUCUCUUGCCAAAAAGCUAGUGAUGCAUACGGAACGCUGCAAGAUCCCCGAUUGCACAUAUCCGCGUUGUCAGAAAACUAAGAGGUGGCUUCUUCAUUGCAACGAGUGCAAGGACAAGUCGUGCCCUGUCUGUGUAUAUGUCAAAGAGUUUUACAAGAAGAAAAAAUCAACAAGUUUACAAGCAUACAAGAAAAGAGGCAAUGCUGAUGAUAAUCUGCAACCCUCGAUUAAGCGCCUGAAAAUAGACCAACCCUCCCAAAAUACUACUCCUGAGAUGAAGAGCAAUUCUUCUUCAGUGGAUGACUGCAAAAGUGAGGUUAAGCCUAUGGACAUAGAUGUUCCCGUCACCCGGGAGCUGGAGAAGCAUGUUGCUGAGGACAAAACUAUUUGUCUGGAUGAAGUGAGUGCACCAAAGGAACAAAACGUGGAGGUUGUAGAUGAGUCUAAGAUGGAAAUCUCUUCUCUCGUUGAGUUGUUUACUACAGAGCAAGUACAGGAGCAUAUCCGCGGUCUUCGCCAGUGGGUAGGACAGAGUAAAAGCAAGGCAGACAAAAACAGAGCAAUGGGGUGCUCCAUGUCGGCGAAUGCUUGCCAGUUAUGUGGUGUUGAGAGGCUUGUGUUUGAGCCGAUACCUAUAUACUGCUCACCUUGUGGUGUACGCAUCAAGAGAAAUGCCGUGCACUAUAGUGCCGCGGCUGGUGAGUCACGCCAUCAUGUCUGCGCACAUUGCUACAAUGAAGCGCGUGAGAACUCUGUUUCUGUUGAUGGAACUUGUAUACCGAAAACAAGCCUGGAGAAGAAGAAAAACGAUGAACAAAUCGGGGAAGGGUGGGUGCAAUGUGAUAAGUGUGAAGCGUGGCAGCAUCAAAUAUGUGGUUUGUUCAACAGCCGAAGGAAUCAUGGGGAAGCCACAAAGUACACUUGCCCUAAUUGCUACAUACAAGAGGUGGAAGAAGGGCAAAGAAGACCAUUACCACAUAGUGCCAUCCCGGGUGCAAAUAGUUUACCAGUCACUAGUCUUAGCAACCAUAUAGAGCAGCGGUUAUUCACAAACUUGAGCAAGGAAAGACAUGAGAGAGCUAGACUCCAAGGAAAACGUUACGAGGAGGUCCCUGGAGCCGAAUCACUUGCUGUCAGAGUUGUGGCAUCGGUCGACAAAGUAUUGGAAGUAAAGGAACGUUUCCUUGAGCUUUUCCGAGAAGAAAACUAUCCAUCUGAGUUCCCUUACAAAUCCAAGGUGAUAUUGUUGUUUCAGAAGAUAGAAAGUGUGGAGGUAUGCUUAUUUGGGAUGUUCGUACAAGAAUUUGGAACAGAGUGUGGAGCUCCCAAUGAGAGGAGAGUCUACAUAUCGUAUCUGGACUCGGUUAAGUAUUUCAGACCAGAGGUGAGAACAGUCUCUGGAGAAGCCCUCCGCACGUUUGUCUACCAUCAAAUUCUUAUUGGUUAUCUGGAUUACUGUAAGAAACGUGGUUUUACAAGCUGCUACAUAUGGGCAUGCCCUCCACUAAAGGGUGAAGAUUAUAUUCUUUAUUGUCAUCCUGAAAUCCAGAAGACGCCCAAGACUGACAAACUAAGGGAAUGGUACUUGGCAAUGCUAAAGAAAGCUUCAAAGGAAGGUGUGGUGGUUGAAUACACAAACCUGUAUGAUCAAUUCUUCGUCCAGUCUGGGGAAUGUAGAGCUAAUGUAAGUGCUGCAAGGUUGCCAUAUUUCGAUGGGGACUACUGGCCAGGUGUUGCUGAGGAUUUGCUACAACAAAUGAGCCAAGAAGACGAUGAUGGGACGACGACGACGACGAACAAGUUAAAUAGAAAAGGAUUGACCAAAAAGGUCAUAUCCAAAAGAGCCCUCAGAGCAGUUGGCCAGUUGGACCUUUCUGUCAAUGCCUCCAAGGAUCGUCUCAUGAUGCAAAAACUCGGUGAGAUCAUCUGUCCGAUGAAGGAAGAUUUCAUCAUGGUUCAUCUGCAGCAUUGCUGCAAGCACUGUUGCACUCCUAUGGUCUCUGGAAAUCGCUGGGUUUGCAAUCACUGCAAGAACUUUCAGAUCUGUGACAAGUGUAAUGAAGGGGAACAGAAGCGCGCAGAGGAAGAGAGACAUCCAAUCAACCAGAAACAGAAGCACACACUCUUUCCUGUUGCCAUCGAAGACGUUCCCACCAAGAUUGAGGAGAAAGAUGAGAACAUGGAGAGCGAAAUCUUUGAUAACAGACAAGCUUUCUUGAGUCUUUGCCAAGGCAACAACUAUCAGUACGACACACUAAGGCGGGCAAAACAUUCUUCCAUGAUGAUACUCUAUCAUCUUCACAACCCAACCGCCCCUGCAUUUCCAACGACAUGCACAAUCUGCCAGCAAGAGAUUGAAAACGCUCAAGGCUGGCGCUGCCAAGUUUGCACCAGCUACGAUGUCUGCAAUGCCUGUUACUCUAAGGCCUCUUUCAACCAUCCACAUGACCUGAUAAGCCGCUCAUCUGCUACGGAGACUAGUGUGCAAGAGAACGGGCAAGCUAAUCAAAAUUAUCAAAUCAUGCUUCAGAAGAUAAAAGAAGUGCUGAUACAUGUACCCACAUGCCGCUCUACAAGGUGCCAAAACCGAUGGUGUCACGGGGUGAAGAUGCUCUUAAGACAUUGUGUAGCAUGUAAGAGUCCUGCAGGUUGUCGCCCUUGUAAGAAACUUUGGAACAUAAUCAGAUUGCAUGCUCGGCACUGUAGAGAUUCCCAGUGCACCGUCUUCAAGUGCAGAGAGUUCAAAGCGAAUAGUAGUAGACAGCAGAAGCAGUCAGACAAAAGGCGUAGAGCUGCUGUAAUGGAGAUGAUGCGGAAAAGGGCUGCUGAAGCCACUCACACUUGCUGA
Microthlaspi erraticum is the source of this 4329-nucleotide messenger RNA. The record is from the annotation of a GenBank genome assembly. NCBI's taxonomy places the organism in Eukaryota, Viridiplantae, Streptophyta, Magnoliopsida, Brassicales, Brassicaceae.